AUGAAGGGAAGUAAAACAAGUAGGUUCAUGGAACAUCAGUUUCCGAAUUGGGAUUAUCACACAAGAUCAGUAAUUGAAGGCUGUCUGUUGAUAGUUUGGAGAAGGUUAUCUGUGAAAGUCAUUAUUUUAGAGGAAUCUACUCAAGCUGUUCAUUGUUUGGUGAAGAUGACUGGUGUGCAGCAGGUUUUUGGUGUUAAUUUUGUCUAUGGUUUUAAUUCGAUUGAAGGUAGGCGAAGUCUUUGGGAAGGGUUUCAAAGGCCUAUUCAUAUGGAUAAAGCUCGGUUAAUUUUAGGGGACUUUAAUGCCCCUUUUUCAGGCAAGGACAGAUCGGGAGGUGCUCAUGUUGAGCCUUUAAAAAGUGUUGGUUCUUAUUUUACUUGGACUAAUAACCAAGAUGGUGCAGCUAGGAUCUACUCUAAAAUAGACCAUGUUCUUAUCAAUGAAAAAUGGUUUGAUUUAUUUCCUCAGUCUACAGCCAUGUUUAGAUGGGAAAUCAUCUCAGAUCACUGCUCCUGUCUUGUGUUAAAAAGCUGGAGAACUCCGAUUAAAGCUACUGGUAUCAAAGCUGUUUAUCUCAAGUUGCUGAGACUCAAACAUUGUUUGAAAUCCUUUACUAUGGACAGAAUUGGUGAUCUAAAGGCUAAUUAUAAUAAGGCUAAAGAGGCUUAUCAAGAAGCUCAGAUGCAAGCUCAAGCUUACCCCCAUAGGAGUAAAAUAACUUGGCUGAGACAGGGAGAUUUGAACACCUCCUUCUUUUAUGCUUUUUUAAAGAAGCGUAAAGCAGAGAAUGGUAUUGUCUCGUUCAUAACAGAAGAAGAAUAUAGAGAUGGGUUCAAAGUUUCAGUUGAGCAGCAUGUGAUGCUUCUGAAACCGUUUUCUAAGAAGGAAAUUCGGGAGUCUUUGUUUAGCAUUCCAAUAACCAAAUCUCCAGGUCUUGAUGGGUUUGGUUCAGGUUUUUUCAAAGCUGUUUGGCAUGAUAUAGGGGAUGAGGUUGGUGCUGCUAUAUCUCAGUGUUUUGAAACUGGUCAUUUCCCUUCUGAGCUUACGAAACUACCUUAUCUUUGA
Molecule: messenger RNA, 1065 nt
Organism: Humulus lupulus (European hop)
Lineage: Eukaryota; Viridiplantae; Streptophyta; Magnoliopsida; Rosales; Cannabaceae
Exons: 5
Coding region: 1-1065 (354 amino acids)
Source: RefSeq, a predicted model, not a curated record